Messenger RNA from Hordeum vulgare subsp. vulgare (domesticated barley), 1345 nucleotides. RefSeq names its product ras-related protein RABC2a-like. The record is from RefSeq and is a predicted model, not a curated record. Bases 209 to 832 code for a protein of 207 amino acids. The transcript has 6 exons. Gene Ontology annotation, molecular function: GTP binding; GTPase activity. Lineage: Eukaryota; Viridiplantae; Streptophyta; Magnoliopsida; Poales; Poaceae.
UCCAGUUCCAGUCCGCCCGACGCCUCGUCGUCGUUCCGUUUCCAUCCCGCUGACCCCCCCCCCCCCCCCCCCCCGCCUCCUCUCUCCCUCUCCCCCGUCGCUUUAUUCCCUCCCCCUCCCCUCCUCCAGCCAGAAUCUCCACCCCACCAACCCGCCCGCCCGCACGCGCGCGAUUCGAUCCCCACCGCCCAGGCCCGGCGCGGCGGCCAUGGGCUCGACGCCGGGGAGCAGCUACGACUGCUCCUUCAAGGUGCUGCUCAUCGGGGACUCCGCCGUCGGCAAGAGCAGCCUCCUCGUCAGCUUCGUCUCCGCCGCCCCCACUGACGACGACAUCUCCCCCACCAUAGGGGUGGAUUUUAAAAUCAAGUUUCUCACUGUUGGUGAUAAGAAAUUGAAGUUGACAAUAUGGGACACCGCUGGCCAGGAGAGGUUUAGGACAAUCACUAGUUCUUACUACAGAGGUGCUCAUGGAAUUAUCCUAGUUUAUGAUGUUACAAAGAGACAAAGUUUCACAAAUUUGGCUGACGUAUGGGCCAAGGAAAUAGAAUUGCACUCAACGAACAAAGAGUGCGUCAAAAUGCUUGUUGGAAACAAACUGGACAAGGAUGAGGACAGAAUGGUAACAACAGAAGAAGGUCUUGCCUUUGCACAGCAAUGUGGAUGCCUUUUUCUCGAAAGCAGUGCCAAAACAAGAGAAAAUGUGGAGAAAUGUUUUGAAGAGCUUGUGCUAAAGAUUCUUGAGGUUCCAAGUCUGUCGGAGGAAGGCUCGUCGGUCGUCAAGAGGAACUCGCUGAAACAGAAGCAUGAGAAGAGUGGGGGAUGCUGCCAGUAGAUCCGAUCCGAUCCAGUCACUUUAUGCAACCAACUAGAUCUCGCAAUCGGUGCCUAGGCUAGGUUGUUCUUGGUUGGUGUUCUGAUGUAAAUGAGUCGUUGUAUCUAAGUGAAGUGAUCAUCGGUGGCGAGUAAAGGGGAGGGAGAAAUAACAACUUGAGGUUUUGGUGUGAAGGGUGGGGGAAUUAAUUGACCUGUACAAAUAGAAGAGAAGAAGACGCUGUCUCCUAACCCAGCUUGGUCUGGCUACUCGGUUUGCUGAUUGUAAUGAGGUCCGGUGACUCGGCGAGCCGAUACGCUUCCGCACCGGUGUGGUGGUGUGCGUGGGAGGGAGUGUACUGCUGGUAUAUAAUUCAGGAGGGGGUGUUUUCUGGUUUCAGGUAUCUUUUUCUUCUUCUUUUCGUUUCUUUCGAAAAUGGCAGUUAUCCUGCAUUCAGGGGGUGUUUUGUGGUUUGAGGUAUCUUUUGGGUUCUCUCUGUAACCUCUGUAUGUAUGAUGUUCGGAUUUCUGUGGA